GUUCUGAGAACAACCCCCAGACGCUGCUGUUUUCUGCAACUUGUCCACGAUGGGUGUAUGACGUAGCAAAAAAAUACAUGAAAGAUGAAUAUGAACAGAUUGACCUGAUUGGAAAGAAGACCCAAAGGACUGCCACGACUGUGGAACACUUGGCCAUACAGUGUCGCUCGUCUCAGAGAGCAGGAGUUCUUGGGGAUAUCAUUCAAGUCUACAGUGGCAGCCACGGGAGGACCAUUGUCUUCUGUGAGACCAAGAAGGAAGCGAAUGAACUGGCUAUGAAUGCUUCGCUCAAACAGGAUGCCCAGUCGUUGCAUGGUGACAUUCCACAGAAACAGAGAGAAAUUACGUUAAAAGGCUUUAGAAAUGGUGUAUUUGAAGUUCUGAUUGCAACAAAUGUAGCUGCCCGUGGUUUGGAUAUUCCUGAGGUUGACCUUGUUAUACAGUGUUCACCACCAAAA
This is a messenger RNA of Calidris pugnax (ruff), 458 nucleotides long. Its product is annotated as nucleolar RNA helicase 2-like. The transcript is spliced from 3 exons. Lineage: Eukaryota; Metazoa; Chordata; Aves; Charadriiformes; Scolopacidae. The record is from RefSeq and is a predicted model, not a curated record. The annotation marks the transcript as partial.